Pan troglodytes (chimpanzee) is the source of this 2511-nucleotide messenger RNA. Its product is annotated as endogenous retrovirus group K member 7 Env polyprotein. The record is from RefSeq and is a predicted model, not a curated record. The transcript has a single exon. Gene Ontology annotation, molecular function: structural molecule activity. NCBI's taxonomy places the organism in Eukaryota, Metazoa, Chordata, Mammalia, Primates, Hominidae. Bases 54 to 1706 code for a protein of 550 amino acids.
GGGUACCUGGCCCCACAGAUGAUUGCUGCCCUGCCAAACCUGAGGAAGAAGGGAUGAUGAUAAAUAUUUCCAUUGGGUAUCGUUAUCCUCCUAUUUGCCUAGGGAGAGCACCAGGAUGUUUAAUGCCUGCAGUCCAAAAUUGGUUGGUAGAAGUACCUACUGUCAGUCCCAUCAGUAGAUUCACUUAUCACAUGGUAAGCGGGAUGUCACUCAGGCCACAGGUAAAUUAUUUACAAGACUUUUCUUAUCAAAGAUCAUUAAAAUUUAGACCUAAAGGGAAACCUUGCCCCAAGGAAAUUCCCAAAGAAUCAAAAAAUACGGAAGUUUUAGUUUGGGAAGAAUGUGUGGCCAAUAGUGCGGUGAUAUUACAAAACAAUGAAUUCGGAACUAUUAUAGAUUGGGCACCUCGAGGUCAAUUCUACCACAAUUGCUCAGGACAAACUCAGUCGAGUCCAAGUGCACAAGUGAGUCCAGCUGUUGAUAGCGACUUAACAGAAAGUUUAGACAAACAUAAGCAUAAAAAAUUGCAGUCUUUCUACCCUUGGGAAUGGGGAGAAAAAGGAAUCUCUACCCCAAGACCAAAAAUAAUAAGUCCUGUUUCUGGUCCUGAACAUCCAGAAUUAUGGAGGCUUACUGUGGCCUCACACCACAUUAGAAUUUGGUCUGGAAAUCAAACUUUAGAAACAAGAGAUCGUAAGCCAUUUUAUACUAUCGACCUAAAUUCCAGUCUAACAGUUCCUUUACAAAGUUGCGUAAAGCCCCCUUAUAUGCUAGUUGUAGGAAAUAUAGUUAUUAAACCAGACUCCCAGACUAUAACCUGUGAAAAUUGUAGAUUGUUUACUUGCAUUGAUUCAACUUUUAAUUGGCAACACCGUAUUCUGCUGGUGAGAGCAAGAGAGGGCGUGUGGAUCCCUGUGUCCAUGGACCGACCGUGGGAGGCCUCGCCAUCCGUUCAUAUUUUGACUGAAGUAUUAAAAGGUGUUUUAAAUAGAUCCAAAAGAUUCAUUUUUACUUUAAUUGCAGUGAUUAUGGGAUUAAUUGCAGUCACAGCUACGGCUGCUGUAGCAGGAGUUGCAUUGCACUCUUCUGUUCAGUCAGUAAACUUUGUUAAUGAUUGGCAAAAAAAUUCUACAAGAUUGUGGAAUUCACAAUCUAGUAUUGAUCAAAAAUUGGCAAAUCAAAUUAAUGAUCUUAGACAAACUGUCAUUUGGAUGGGAGACAGACUCAUGAGCUUAGAACAUCGUUUCCAGUUACAGUGUGACUGGAAUACGUCAGACUUUUGCAUUACACCCCAAAUUUAUAAUGAGUCUGAGCAUCACUGGGACAUGGUUAGAUGCCAUCUACAGGGAAGAGAAGAUAAUCUCACUUUAGACAUUUCCAAAUUAAAAGAACAAAUUUUCGAAGCAUCAAAAGCCCAUUUAAAUUUGGUGCCAGGAACUGAGGCAAUUGCAGGAGUUGCUGAUGGCCUCGCAAAUCUUAACCCUGUCACUUGGGUUAAGACCAUCGGAAGUACUACGAUUAUAAAUCUCAUAUUAAUCCUUGUGUGCCUGUUUUGUCUGUUGUUAGUCUACAGGUGUACCCAACAGCUCCGAAGAGACAGCGACCAUCGAGAACGGGCCAUGAUGACGAUGGUGGUUUUGUCGAAAAGAAAAGGGGGAAAUGUGGGGAAAAGCAAGAGAGAUCAGAUUGUUACUGUGUCUAUGUAGAAAGAAGUAGACAUAGGAGACUCCAUUUUGUUCUGUACUAAGAAAAAUUCUUCUGCCUUGAGAUUCUGUUAAUCUAUAACCUUACCCCCAACCCCGUGCUCUCUGAAACGUGUGCUGUGUCAACUCAAAGUUAAAUGGAUUAAGGGCGGUGCAAGAUGUGCUUUGUUAAACAGAUGCUUGAAGGCAGCAUGCUCCUUAAGAGUCAUCACCACUCCCUAAUCUCAAGUACCCAGGGACACAAAAACUGCGGAAGGCCGCAGGGACCUCUGCCUAGGAAAGCCAGGUAUUGUCCAAGGUUUCUCCCCAUGUGAUAGUCUGAAAUAUGGCCUCGUGGGAAGGGAAAGACCUGACCGUCCCCCAGCCCGACACCCGUAAAGGGUCUGUGCUGAGGAGGAUUAGUAAAAGAGGAAGGAAUGCCUCUUGCAGUUGAGACAAGAGGAAGGCAUCUGUCUCCUGCCUGUCCCUGGGCAAUGGAAUGUCUCGGUAUAAAACCCGAUUGUAUGCUCCAUCUACUGAGAUAGGGAAAAACCGCCUUAGGGCCGGAGGUGGGACCUGCGGGCAGCAAUACUGCUUUGUAAAGCAUCGAGAUGUUUAUGUGUAUGCAUAUCUAAAAGCACAGCACUUAAUCCUUUACAUUGUCUAUGAUGCAAAGACCUUUGUUCACGUGUUUGUCUGCUGACCCUCUCCCCACAAUUGUCUUGUGACCCUGACACAUCCCCCUCUUGGAGAAACACCCACAAAUGAUCAAUAAAUACUAAGGGAACUCAGAGGCUGGCGGGAUCCUCCAUAGGGGAUCCUCCAUAUG